Condylostylus longicornis is the source of this 1629-nucleotide messenger RNA. RefSeq names its product cuticlin-6. Bases 1 to 1629 code for a protein of 542 amino acids. Lineage: Eukaryota; Metazoa; Arthropoda; Insecta; Diptera; Dolichopodidae. The transcript is spliced from 10 exons. The record is from RefSeq and is a predicted model, not a curated record.
AUGUCUGUGCUAUUUAAAAAAUUUAAACAUCCAAUCAAUUCUUUAUGCGUUUCAACAAAUUUACCACAAAGUUCAAAGAAAACUACAGCAUCAUCAUCAAGUACAUCAUCAUCGACAUCAUCAUCGUCAUCAUCAUCAUCGUCAUCAUCUUCUUCUUCAGCAAAAGAACCUGAUCGAGCUGAAUCUGAAGCACGUUUAGUUCAAAUAAAUGAUGUUAAUCGAUAUUCAAUUCAACCACAAAGUCAUUUACUUGGUAAAUGGCAUUCUGAUGAAUGGUUAAAAUAUGAAAGCAGUUUUAUAUUUAAUUUUACAAGAGUUCAACAUAUUGAAGCAGAAUGCCAGGAUGAUUAUAUGAAAAUUCGUGUAAACUUUAAUGGUUCAUUUACUGGGCUCUUAUAUUCUACCGGAUAUGCAUAUGAUCCUGAUUGUGUUUAUGUUAAUGGAUCUGGUAAAGAAUAUUAUGAAUUUUAUAUACAAUUGAAUCGUUGUGGAACUUUGGGUCAAAAUGCUUUAAAUCAGAAUAAUAUUAAAAAUCCAACAAAUUUCAUGUGGAAUACAAUUACAGUACAAUAUAAUCCUUUAAUUGAAGAAGAUUAUGAUGAACAUUUUAAAGUAACAUGCGAAUAUGGAUAUGAUUUUUGGAAAACUGUUACAUUUCCAUUUAUUGAUGUUGAAGUUGCAACUGGAAAUCCAGUCGUUUUUACAUUAAGUCCACCAGAAUGUUAUAUGGAAGUUAAAAAUGGUUAUGAUGUAAAUGGACCAAGAGUUAUUGGACCAGUUCGUGUCGGUGAUCCAUUAACUUUAGUUAUCUAUAUGAGAAGCAAAUAUGAUGGUUUUGAUAUGAUUGUAAGUGAUUGUUAUGCUCAUAAUGGUGCACAAAAACGAAUACAAUUAAUAAGUGAAGAUGGUUGUCCAGUUGAUGAUAAAUUAAUAUCAAGAUUUCGCGGUACAUGGACUGAUUCUGGUUUUUAUGAGACACAAAUAUAUGCAUAUAUGAAAACAUUCCGUUUUACUGGAUCACCAGCUUUAUAUAUUGAAUGUGAUGUGAGAAUGUGUCAUGGCAGAUGUCCUGGUCAAACAUGCCAUUGGAGAAAUUUAAAACAAUUAUCAAAAAGAGAUCUUGAAAAUCAAUAUAUGACUGAUGAUAAUAAAUUACUUUCAAAUGAAAAACCACAGCUGGAAGGUGUUAAUUUAUUUCAAUCAUUAAGAGUUUUAGAGGAAGAUGAUUCAUCAUCAAUAAGUAAAUUACCAAGAUAUCAUGGAUCAGAUUUACAUCAUUCAGAAACUUGUUUAGAAUUAUCAGUAUUUUCAGCUUUAUGUACAUUAUUUUUAAUAUUUAUAAGUUUAUUGGCAAUAACUUUACUAAUUACUUAUAUGAAAUUAAGAGAACAUUAUGCUAUUGAUUCAGCAACACAAGGACCAAAUCCACAGGAUAUUGCUACACCAGAACCAGAAUAUAUUGAUAUUGAUUUACCACCACCACCUGCACCACAAAUUCAUCCAUCACCAUAUAAUUAUCAACCACCAGUUAUUAAUAAUCAUAUUGAACCAGUACCAGCACAUAGUCUAACAAAUGAUGGUUAUCAAUAUAAAGCAAUAACACGUAUUCGGUAUCGUUACAGAAUUUAA